AUGGACACAAGGAAAACUAAACUACCCCAGGGAGGUACCGGCAAAGCCGGAGAAUCCUCUGCCGCUACGGCGGUCACGGCCCACGUAUCUGGGGGGGCCGCACCGUGUUCUGUGUCUUCGCCGGCGAAUGCGCCGAAAUCUUGCAAGGUCGAAUUGACCAGCUUUGACCAAGGGCUUCGGAAUAUGUUCGGAGCUAAACCUAAAAUCGACCAGGUCACUAAAAAGACAGUUGAGACUGCCACGGAUACAACCCGCGGUGUGACUCCUGUCCCCGAAAGUAUUAACCCUAACUUGACGACAGCAAAGGUGGUGGUUGAGACUCCCCCGGUUCUACCCGGGGAUCUGACUCCCACUACCCGCAGCCGUUCCCGGAUCAAUAGUGAGGACUCCGUCACUCGGGCUGCCACCAAGCGGCGGAUCGAGGAGUCGGAAGAGUCACAGUACUCGGAUUUAGAAACCGAUCAUUCUGAGAGGGUUGAUCGCUUUAUUGAAAGAUGCUUAGCAGCCGACACGGAUGACUCCUGCAUGUCAACCGAAUCAGCUCCGUCAACAAAACACACAGCAUCGUCACGUGGCGGCAAAAAACCCCGCGGCCGUGGCAGAGCCCCAACAAGCGGGGAAUAUAUCGGAUUGAGACAGAAGUGGGCUGAAGAAAGGUUGCUCGCCAAGGAGAAACUUGAAGACUCCGAAGAAUCAGCCAUACGACUGACUAACAAAAUGAAGACGGCGCGACUUCGCGCACAGGAUAAAUCAUGCACACUUACUGCAGCAGAGCUGAUGGAGACUAUCCGCACAAGUGCUCAGGCAGUUUUCAAGUGCGCGGGAAAGUGCAGCAAGAUCAGAGGCACUGAGCAGGGGGCCUUUAAGGAAGCCGCCUUGACUAUCGAGGCAGCAAUCACGGCACUGGCUGAUCGGCCUCCUGAUGAAGAAAUUCACAGACUAAACGUUGCCAACUCCCUCCUUAAAAAGGAAUUGGAUGAACUUCGUCAGGAGGUUCGCAACCUCAAAGAGGAAAGGAGCAAGGUCACCCCAGCCAUCAUCACUGCUCCUCCUCCCGUAUGUUCUACACAGGCGGGAGAUAUUGAGAGAGAAAUAAUGGUUCACGUAGGAACAAUGGUUGACGCCAAACUGCAAGGCAUAGAGGAAAGACUCCUCCCAGAAAAGCGCCUUCGCCCAUCCUUGGCAGCAGAUAAAGCGAAAGUUCUGGCCCCAGCCGAGGACUCAACCGCUCUCCCCACGAAAAAACAAACCGGCCCAACCACACGGGCGUCGGCUAAAAGGGUUGCCUCAGCACCCUCUGUAAAGAGUGCACCAACUACUCCCGCAAAUGCUGCAACAACCGCAGCCACCCAGGCGCACGCCAAUCAGAAAGAAUCCCUGGUUGCCGAGCCUCUCGUAGCGGCCGUGGAACUAGCGUCGCCUCCUAAAAGAGGCCGUGUAAGAAAGAAAGGUAAGGGCAAAUCUCAACCUGCCCCCAUGCCUACCAGACCAGAACCUCGCCCGCUUCCUCCACCCCCCGUGUCCAUGGAUGCUGAGUGGACGGAGGUUGUAAAGCGUGGUAAGGGUAAGAAGCAAGGAGGCCAAGCCCCACUAACCAGCGUCAAACCGCCCAGCCAACAGAAGGCUGGGCCGGGCAGAGAAAAGGGCAAAGCCCGCAGGGUUCGUGUCCCGAGAACGGCCGCAAUCUCGGUCGUGUUUACGCCGGAGGCCGCUCGUCAGGAUCCACCUCGUGACUUCCAAUGGUUUAUGCACAUUGCAAAGCAGCAGGUGGAUCUCGCCCAACUGGGCAUAAUGGACGGCCUCCGCUUUAAGCCAGGUCAAACGGCAGCGAAGCUCCUCGUCCUCUCUGGUCCAGACGCGGAGGAGAAGGCGGAUAGGCUAGCUGCUGCCCUCCGUGAUGUCCCCGCUUUCACAGCGGAAAUGGUCGCUAUAAGGCGACCGAUAAAGAGUGAAGACAUCCGACUGUCCGGUUUGGAUGAAUCUAUCGAACAGUCGGAACUCGCGACGGCUAUCUCCAUCAAAACUGGGUGCCCACUAGAACAGAUCAAAGUGGGUAAAAUAAGCGGUACCCGGGACACCCGCAGUGUCAUCGCGCGGGUGCCAUCGAAAACGGCGAAACAGCUGGCAAGUCUACGUCGGCUACUUGUAGGAUGGGCCUCGGUGCAAAUUACGUUGCUAAAACCGAGACCUUUGAGGUGUGUGUCCUGUUGGGGCGAUGGGCAUGUCGCUCACAAAUGCGCUGCCAACGUCAGCGACCGAAGUGCGCUCUGCUUCCGAUGCGGUCAGCCUGGGCACCAGAGGAAGGAAUGUCCCGCCAAUGAACCCCACUGUCUACUUUGCUCAGCGGUAGGAAAGGCAGCGGACCACAUGCUGGGGACGAAAGAUUGCCCUCAGCCACUGCAGAAGUCGAAACCGGUGCCUUCUGGGCCCGGCCGAACGGCUAGCCUCAUGGAGGUGGACGCGGGGGCGUCCGCUUCCUAA
Molecule: messenger RNA, 2481 nt
Organism: Ostrinia furnacalis (Asian corn borer)
Lineage: Eukaryota; Metazoa; Arthropoda; Insecta; Lepidoptera; Crambidae
Exons: 1
Coding region: 1-2481 (826 amino acids)
Molecular function (GO): nucleic acid binding; zinc ion binding
Source: RefSeq, a predicted model, not a curated record